AUGGCUCGCCGAAACUUCUCCCGAGUUUUACUAAACGCUGGACCCAAUGAAACGAAUGUGGAUACAUUCAAAUAAAUAAUAAUACGAUAUAUAUUACGAUUCAAUAAAUUAUUCGCUAAUGAAGUUGAAAAGCAAGAAAAUAUUGUAUUCAGUAAUGGAAUAAUAAAUUGUGAGAAAUAACGGAAUACCACUUGUUCAAGGUGGCGCUCUCUUAGUUGGUUAUCCCUUCGAAGGCUUAUGAAAUAAAAUUGUAUUCAUAUACGCUCCGUGCGUUACCUGUAGGUAUGGUAGUUUGACGGCGAUCGGUCUGCCCCUGCUGGCAUUUUCGAGUAACAUCGCGGUGAAAUUUACCCUUUGACAGGCCGGAAGAUUCGUGAAAAAUUUAAAAAAAUGGAUAAAAUAAUAAAAUUUGGAUUUGUCGAUAUUCACGAGAAUUUCUUGACGAAUAGUGCGAAGGCCAACGGAAAAAAUCUCGUCGAAGGUGGUCAUCUGUCUCAUGUAAUUGAAGUCCAAAAAAGAGUACUAGGCUCCACUGUAUCGGCUAUAACUGCCAAAGUGAUCCCUCAAACCUCUGUGAAAAAGUCUCAAUAUGAUGUCAAGUUGCAGUUGGACAGUGUACGAAAUGUCACGUCUGCUGUAUGUUCGUGUCCUGCAGGUCUAGGUGGUGGGUGCAAACACCUAGCAGCAACGAUUUAUUACGUCAAUUCUAAUCACAGUUCAGCCACGAAGACUGAUAGUCUUCAACGUUGGGGCAUUCCAUCAGCAAGAGAAAAAUACAAAAAAGGAUGUACAGUCGCGAGUCUUUAUCCAAGGCAGCCCAGAUGUCGUCAAGCUCCUUCUGUGGCGUCUGAUAUUCUGCUCAACCAACGUUCCAGUGAGGAUUACACCAGUGAGAAGUAUGAUAGUGGGAUGAUACACGAGGAAAGGACAUUUUAUGAGAGAAAUGUGUUUAUAAAUGAAGAUGAUGAUUUGAUAAAAAUUGCUAUCCGAACUGUAGAUCAAUCUGCCUCACGAGAAUGGUUCGAACAACGUAAAUGCAGGAUUUCAGCAACUAAAGCUCAUCCCAUUUUCACCAAAAAGAAAGAUUUUAAAGGGUUGGCGACUCGAUUCAUUGAAAAUCGAAAAUUUGAAUCAGAAGCUACGAAAUACGGUCUUAAAACUGAGAAGGAAGCAGCUUCGUGGGUUAGAAAAAUUCUUGGAGAUCAGGGGAAACUCCUGCCUGUUGGUUUAAUUAUAAAGAAAUCUCAAUCAUAGCUUUGUUGCUCCCCUGAUGGUAUACUAACCAAUCUUAAUUCCACUGAAAUACAACUGAUGGAGAUUAAAUGCCCGUAUACGUGCAAGGAAAGCCCUAUUGUUGAUGUUAAAGCUGGACAGAUAAAUGUUCCUUAUUUGUUGAGAGAUGAGAAUGGAGGUUUAUGUUUAAAAGCAAGUCACCAGUAUUAUACGCAGAUACAGGCUUCACUGUAUGUGACAAACUUGAAAAUUUGUGAGCUGUUUGUUUAUUCUCCAAAAGGGAGUGUGAGCGUUACCAUUUUCAGGAAUGAAAUGUUCUUAAAAGAGUUGAUCCGGAAGUUGGAACAUUUUUAUUUCACUUACUAUUUGCCAAAGUUACUUGCAAAGAGUAUUGGAUAAGUUGAACUCAUCAAUUAUGUGUGUUAGGCGUACUGGUAGUAAGAGUUGGUCUAUUGCAUAAUUGUUGGUUUUUGUUAUUAAGAUGUCGAAGUUUUAUAAACUGUUCAUUCACUUUCAAUAAUAAUAUUGUUACCAAACUCAUAUAAAAUAUGAUAAAAUGACUUAAAGGACAGUUAUGGAUUUUAAAAAUGAGUAGAAGUUUCGUUACAUGUUUAUAAAUUAAUAGGUUUAUUUAUUCUGCAAUGGAUAGUCGACGAUACAAGACUUUUUCGUUUGCCUCAUUCCAAAGAUAAAGUAUUAUGCAGCUUAUGAAAUAGUUCAAUUUAGUGUCAAACUAAUUAUAAUAAUAGUCAUGAAAAAAAUUAAAUACUUAUUUUAGAUUAUAUCACUGAGAUAUAUCAUGUUUCGCAGUAAAAAGAAAUGUUACAGAUAUCUUUUAAAAAUAAAAUGCGAAAAUUUUGUACAA
Molecule: messenger RNA, 2098 nt
Organism: Diachasma alloeum
Lineage: Eukaryota; Metazoa; Arthropoda; Insecta; Hymenoptera; Braconidae
Exons: 2
Coding region: 391-1254 (287 amino acids)
Molecular function (GO): zinc ion binding
Source: RefSeq, a predicted model, not a curated record